AUGUCAUCAGCGGCGCGAGAUUUCUUAGCAAAACUCAAGGGUGUCCUUCGCAAAGAUUUCCACUGGGGUUAUGCGACUGCUGCUUCACAAGUUGAAGGAGCCUGGGACUCAGAUGGUAAAGGCCUUUCGAUUUGGGACAAGUUCUGCCAUACUCCCGGGAAGGUCAAAGACGGAAGCACAAACGAGGACGCUGUCCGCUCCUACGAUCUGUAUAAGGAAGAUGUCGCCCUUAUGAAGAGUUAUGGCGUCACUGCGUACCGGUUCUCGUUAUCGUGGAGCAGGAUCAUUCCUUUAGGGGGCGCAGAUGACUCGGUCAACGAAAGAGGAAUUCAGUAUUAUAACAACCUUAUUGAUGAGCUUAUCACGAAUGGUCUUACUCCAUUUGUAACACUCUUCCAUUGGGAUACACCGCAAGAAUUAGAAGAGCGAUAUGGCGGCAUGCUUAAUCAGGAAAAGUACACGCCAGAUUUCCUUCGAUAUGCCCGGCUCUGCUUCGAGCGCUUUGGCGACCGUGUGAAACAUUGGAUUACCUACAACGAACCGGGAGUUUACACACUCGCCGGCUAUGCGGCAGGUGUUCACGCUCCAGGUCGCUCGUCUUUCCGUGACAGGAAUGAAGAGGGCGACUCGUCAACUGAAACUUUCAUCGUCGCACACACAGAAAUUGUUACCCAUGCGCGAGCAGCGAAGAUCUAUCGGGAUGAGUUUAAAACUAAGCAGCGCGGCGAAAUUGGUAUUACCCUCCACGGAAACUACUCCGAACCAUGGGAUGCCGACGAUCCUGAGGACAUCACAGCGGCGGAGCGUGCGCGACAGUUUGAGAUUGCGUGGUUUGCGGAUCCAAUCUACGGUAGUGGCGAUUACCCAACAUGUAUGCGCGAACAGCUGGGAAACAGACUACCGUCCUUCACAGAUGAGGAGAAGAUGCUGGUAAAAGGUAGUUCGGAUUUCUAUGGAAUGAACACAUACACGACCUUCUUCGUCAAACACCGUUCCGAGCCCGCCGAUAUCAACGACCAUCUCGGCAAUAUUGAGAAGCUCGACACGAACAACAAAGGUGAAUCGCGGGGCCCAGAAUCAGGCACAUACUGGCUUCGCACCGCACCCAAGGGUUUCGGAAAACUGCUUCGUUGGGUCUGGAAUCGGUAUCACGUUCCAAUCUAUAUGACGGAAAACGGUACAACAGCAAAGGGCGAGACAGCACCGACAGAUGAAGUCCUAAAUGAUACGUUUCGUAUCGACUUCUUCCAUGGCUAUGUGCGUGAGCUAGCUCAGGCAGUACAAGACGGUGUUGAUAUCCGAUCGUACUUUGCCUGGACGUUCACGGAUAACUGGGAAUGGGCAGCCGGAUUCUCUGAUCGUUUUGGAGUUACGUUUGUUGACUUUGAGACACGAGAAAAGAAGAGGUAUCCAAAGCGGUCAGCGUACUUCUUACGCGAUUACAUAGGGCAACACCUGAUAGCUCAAGACUAG
Molecule: messenger RNA, 1473 nt
Organism: Dothidotthia symphoricarpi CBS 119687
Lineage: Eukaryota; Fungi; Ascomycota; Dothideomycetes; Pleosporales; Dothidotthiaceae
Product: glycoside hydrolase family 1 protein
Exons: 4
Coding region: 1-1473 (490 amino acids)
Biological process (GO): carbohydrate metabolic process
Molecular function (GO): beta-glucosidase activity
Source: RefSeq, a predicted model, not a curated record